Messenger RNA from Nymphalis io (European peacock), 3046 nucleotides. RefSeq names its product T-box protein H15-like (gene mid). Gene Ontology annotation, biological process: cell fate specification; positive regulation of DNA-templated transcription; regulation of transcription by RNA polymerase II. Gene Ontology annotation, molecular function: RNA polymerase II cis-regulatory region sequence-specific DNA binding; DNA-binding transcription factor activity, RNA polymerase II-specific. Bases 214 to 1506 code for a protein of 430 amino acids. NCBI's taxonomy places the organism in Eukaryota, Metazoa, Arthropoda, Insecta, Lepidoptera, Nymphalidae. The record is from RefSeq and is a predicted model, not a curated record. The transcript is spliced from 6 exons. Gene Ontology annotation, cellular component: nucleus.
UGUCGCUUUCGCUUGCGACUUCGCGCCCGCUGUACUAUCACGACGGACUCUAUUAUCACGGCCGCGUUUCGAAACAAAAAAAUGUGCUAAUUUUUUUUUUCGGUGGUUCAUUAAUUAAAUUUAAUUCAUGAUAUAGGUUAAUACAGGUUUAUUGAGAGACAAUGUGUCGGACGGAAUGAAAUAGUGGAUUUGGAACUGGGGUACUAAGUGUUGAUGGAUGUGGAAGGGUGGGGUUCCAGGAUGGUGGCGGAGGAGGGUAAGACCCGAGCCACGGACUUCUCUAUCGCGGCCAUCAUGGCUCGCAGCGCGGAGCAGCCGCGCAGCCCCGUCGCGAGAUCGCCGCCAUUUCUCGGGCCAUCAUCGAGACAGAGUUCUCCAGCCUCCCUCAGUUCACCGGCAUCGAGCUGCCGGUCUCCCGUCCCCGAUGAAGACGUCGAAGUCGAUGUAGAGCAGUGUUCUGAUGGUGAGAGAGAAGCAUCUGACACUGCUGCACCUUCACCAGCUCCUUCAUCAGAAUUAGGCGAGAGGGAUACUCCAUCCCCAGCCCGGCCUUUACCUCCUCCCGUGACCUCUUGCAACUGCGAAGAACUGCUGUCAGUUGAUUGUCAGCUUGAAACUAAGGAACUCUGGGACAAGUUCCAUGAUUUAGGAACCGAGAUGAUUAUCACAAAAACUGGAAGACGCAUGUUCCCGACUGUACGUGUGUCGUUCGCGGGGUGCCGUGCGGAGGCGAGAUACGCGGUGUUGCUGGACGUGGUGCCAGUGGAUGGCAAGCGCUACCGCUAUGCGUACCACCGUUCCUCGUGGCUGGUGGCGGGUAAGGCGGAUCCACCCGCGCCCGCGCGCCUCUACCCACACCCUGACUCGCCCUUCUCCGGCGAUCAGCUGCGGAAGCAGGUCGUCUCGUUCGAGAAAGUCAAGCUCACCAAUAAUGAGAUGGACAAAAAUGGACAGAUAGUCCUGAACUCUAUGCAUCGAUACCAGCCGAGGAUACACCUUGUGAAGGUGCGUGAAGGAGGUGGCCUCAUCACUGAUUUAUCGAGAGAACAGCAUAGAACUUUCGUGUUCCCGGAGACUGUAUUUACUGCGGUCACAGCUUACCAAAACCAACUGAUCACCAAACUAAAGAUAGAUUCGAAUCCUUUCGCUAAAGGCUUUCGAGAUUCGUCUAGACUUACUGAUUUUGACAGAGAUCCGAUGGAGUUAAUGCUCAUGGAACAGCAGUUGCUUCGAUCUCCACUACGACUUUAUUCUGGAGCAACUGAUGCAAGCGAGGAAGCAGAGAAACGAGCAGCUUGGGCAAGGACUCCACCUGCCUUACAGUUGCUUGCACUUGGAGGCCGAGCUUGGCCAUCCGCUUGGCCUCAGCCUCUCGCACUACCGCCGGACCUCUGGCUGCAGAAACCUCCGGCGCCUCUGCGUUACUGUCCUUACCCUCCCCCCGCGCAUCCCUCUGCGCCUCCCUCGCGUUCGGAGCACGCACCGUCACCGAGACACCCUAUGUAAAAUAUUGUGACAAAAACUUGAUCCAAAGUGCUGUGAAAACGUUCGAAAACCGUUAAAGACUUGUGGACGUUAUUAUGAGUCUAAAAGGUACCUAUUUAAUAUAAGGUAAUUGUGUAAUUGAAUAUUAUUUAUAGAUAUACAUUAGUAAUUUGAAGGUUCCUACCCGAAUAAUAAUUUUAACUGUAUAGAUAGAACAAUUUAGAAAACAGUUACCUGCGUGUAUUUUUUUCUAAAUCAUUUAAGUGUCAGUCUUGAAAAAGUUAUUAAUAAAAUCUUAUUUCAAAAAAUGUACAGAUAAAGAUUAAAAAAAAAAAUGUAAUGUUGUAAAAAUAAUAACCAAAGAAUUCGUAAUCGAAUUGUACUUGUAACAACAAAUAAUUAAUAUUUAUUUAAGUUGGUAAAAAAGUAACUAUAGAUUAAUGUAUUCUAGACAAAAUAGUAUCUAUUACAUAACAAUAACUGAUUUUAAGCUUAGACAUUCCAGUUUUAUAUUGACUUUUUAAUUUUACUAAUAUCUAAAAUAAACAUUAAGAACAGAUUGAUUAAAAAUAAAACUACAAAGUUCGUUUAUGUGAAAUCGUUUUUAAAGAAUUCAAAUAAUAUUAUAUUGAUUAUGAUUUUGUUUCGAUGUUAUUUUUUGGGAAAACAGUGAUAUAAUAUAUAAUAGAAGAGUGUAAAUUUUAAGUUAAUCUAUUUAUAUUCCAUGUAUAAUAUAAGCCGUAAAAAGAUAUAUUUGAAAUAUUUCAUAAGUUAAGUAUUACUAAUUUGAAAAAAGAUGUCAGUUGUAAAAGAAGUAAUUCGUUUUUUUCUGCCUCUUGAAAAAGACAACGAUAUUACAUAAUUCAGCUAAGUCUUUAAGUCACAGUAGUCAAACUUUUGUAUAACAUUCAAUUUUUCUGGUUUUUUAUAUGAUUUUCAGUAAAUAAAUAUUAGUUAGGAAUUGAGUUAAUCAAUAAUGGAAAUAUAUCGGAUACUUUACGACGAUAAUACCUUUAUGACAGUAAAAACUUAACAGUAGAAAUAACUUAUGGAAUAUUUAGUAUAAUUGUAAAUGUCUACAAUUUAAAAUAUUCAAUUAAACUUGUAUGUACUGUAUAGUGGUUGAUUAAAUUAUUUUUGUAGUUUAAGCACUGUAUAUAAGGGGUCACGUAGUUGUUUGUAAUGAAUAAGAUAUUUUGGAAAAAGUAAUUUGUAGAGGAAAUUAUUAUGCGUACACUGCUCACACAUUUAUAUAUGAAUACAAAAAGAUUAAAAAAAAAAACAUUUUAUUAUACUAGUCUAACCAUUUAAAUAUACUGUUAUAAUAUUAGCUGAAGAUCUCCAAAGAAAAUUGAUCCUGACAUUUUAAUAUUGAGAGGAAAUGAAGGGAAAGACUAAAACAUCACACAAUUUCUUCCAUAAAACUUAUUUGUGGUGUUGCUUUCAUUUUAAUUAUUAUUUCAAACUAUUAUUUUUGAUAAUUGUCUUAAUGUAUGAUUAAACUUAAAAAAACAUUAAAAUAGAACAGUCUAAUCUAAUUUAAGUAUUUUGUAUUAAAUAA